UGAAAAUAACAAAUUUGAAGAGAAGUUCUAAAAUAUCUGUGUUGUUACAAUGGAUGAAAACGAAGAAUAUCAACUGGAAUCAAAAGCACAAACAUCUACACGUAUAUCAGAUAAAGAUAUUACACACAUUUUAGAAAUAUGUGGUAGUUUUGGACCUUAUCAGCACUGGUUAUUAACUUAUAUUUUUAUGAUAUGGAUGCUGACAGAAUUUCCGGCGGUGAACAUGACAUUUCUCACAGCAAGCGUUCCUUUCUUAUGUUAUCCACCAAAUUGUAAUGCUUCGUUAAUUCCUGCAAAUCUUACAGAGAAUGAAUAUUUGCAAAUGCUUCAACCAGACGGCGACGAUCAGUGUUCUGUAUAUAACAAUAGUUUCACUGGGACAUAUUAUACAACACCACCAAGUAAUUCAUCUAAACUACAGUGUCCUUAUGGACGGAAAUUUCUGACGGAGGAGUUUUCUACAAUUGUAAGCGAGUUUGAUUUAAUAUGUGAGAGAAAAUGGUUAAAAUCCACUUUGCAGUCGGUUUAUUUUGUUGGUUAUCUUGUUGGAUCAAUUGUAUUUGGGAUUUUAUGUGACAGGUUUGUCACCAGUCUGUUAUAUUAUGGAGUAACUCUUAAUUCUGUUGAUGUGGCAGGAAACCACUAUUUAAACUACUUGUUGCUGGCAGUUGUUGAAUUGCCAUCCCUUUUAUUCUGCUGUUAUUUGUUUACACGUUUUGACCAUCGCAAGCCUAUUAGUUUCAUUAUGAUGUUUAGUGGAUUAAAUUGCAUUGUCUCAAAUUUUGUAACCGAAGGUUCAUUCUGGUUUCCUGUUAUCUUGGUUGUUCUAGUAAAGUUUGGAAUCUCUGCAGCUUUUGCUUCAAACUAUCUCUUAUCAGCAGAAAUAUUCCCAACAGUUGUUCGAACAAAUGGGUUAGGUAUAUCUUCCGUUUUUUCCUGCGUCGGUUCUAUAAGUUCACCCUUUAUACUGCAACUUUCAUUCUAUGCCAAAUGGCUUCCUCUCAGUAUCUACGGCGUUCUCUCAGUUAUAUCCAGUAUACUGUUGCUAUUCUUGCCAGAAACAAAAGAUAAAGACUUGCCACAAACCUUUGAAGAUUUGGACAACUAGAAAACAUGAAAAUAUUAGUAAAAUUCGGAAACUGUUUUCAAUGACAACCAAAAGAAGAAAAAUAAUGUUUUCGACUGAAUAUAUUGGAGAAUUUCAGUUUUAAGGACUCUCAGCGUUGAUAUUUUACAAUAAAUGUUCUUGAAAACAAAAUCAAAUGAUCUCAUGUGAAUUUUAAAAUAUUUUGUUUUGAAAAUUUCCAUAUAUUAAGUGAUGUUGACUCAAUACAUUGUAACAUUUUGAUGGAGUA
Molecule: messenger RNA, 1355 nt
Organism: Octopus bimaculoides (California two-spot octopus)
Lineage: Eukaryota; Metazoa; Mollusca; Cephalopoda; Octopoda; Octopodidae
Product: organic cation transporter protein
Molecular function (GO): transmembrane transporter activity
Source: RefSeq, a predicted model, not a curated record